AUGGUCAAUCCGAAGCUAGAGCAGAAGCAAGCAGAGAUAAGUGACGUGAUCGUAAUAGGCGCAGGCCCGCAUUCGCUGGCAGUAUGCAGUCGUCUAUUAGAGCCAUCUCCCAGUGCACUCUAUUCAGACCUAGAGCAUGUCAGAUUAUCCUUUCUCAACAAACAGAAAAAUCACCGUCGUGGACCUAAAGGCAACAAACGGAAACUGAUAAGACAUCGAAACACACUGAGUGGAUUAAACGUCCGCGUAUUUGAUAAAAGCCCAUGGACUCACACCAACGGCACGCCUGAGAAGAAGUUCUGUGCGAAUUUUCACAAUCUCUUCAAAGGUUUGGAAAUAGAGUACAUGCGCUCGCCUAUGUUCUUCCACUCGAAUCCUCGGGAUGUCGACGCCUUACUGAGCUAUGCUUACGCGAACAAUUACCACCUCAGGGAAAUUCCCGGCGUUGUCGGCAAAGAGGUGAGCAAGCACAAGAAGCGACAGGCGAAGAACGGAAAGAGGGCGACGAACGAGGAUCCAAUUAAUGAGCGCUACCGGGAAGAUUUCCAGACGGCAACUUCUGGCUGUUUCUUCGAUUUUUGUCGCGACGAUAUAGAGAAGUAUUACGGGUUGGAUGGGGUGGUGGAGCACGGUGAAAUUACGAACCUCAGCUACGACUACCAUGACGAGAACCACCCUGAGAAACUUUUCAAGGUGAUCAAGCAGGAUGGCGAGCAUGCCCUUGCCAAGACUGUCGUUUUGGCUAUAGGGAACAACAAUUGUGCAAAUUUGCCAACUUAUCUCAGCGACAAAACAACGCACAAUAACAAUCAGAUUGGUUUAGAGGGCGAAGGAUGGUGCCACACAUCAGUAUUUGCGCGCCCUGGGUAUACUUUCCCGGGACCAGCCCUGCAAAAACCAGGAUCACGUCUGUUAGUGAUAGGAGGAGGUCUCACGUCUGCGCAAGUUGUCGAUAAAGCGUACAAGAACGGCGUGCGCGAUAUAACACUUUUGAUUCGCUCAGACAUCUCCGUCAAGCCGUUCGAUUUCGACACACAGUGGAUCGAUAAAUACCAGAACUUGAACAAGAUGAUUUUCUGGCAGGAGGAGUGCAUGAAUGCGCGGAUGGAGAUGAUCAAGAAUGCGCGCAAUGGUGGCAGCGUCAACGUACCCUACUACAAGAGGUUGCGCGAGCUGGAGAGUUGCGGAGUGCUCAAGAUACACACGUGUACGCAAGUAACCAAGCUUGUACGCGAUGAGUGUUUGUGGGAUGUAUGUGCAGUGACUAGGAAGAAUACCAGUCGCUCUCGCGAAACACCCCACGUGCACCACAUGGACAAUCUCAAAUUUGAUUAUCUCGUCGCUGCUACUGGCUCGAGUAUUGACAUAAACAAAAUAGACUUUCUGAAACAGUUCCUCAGCGAGAACCCAGUUAAGAGCACACAGGGCCUGCCGCAUAUAACGGAAAAUCUUAAUUUGGAAUUGGAGAGUGAUAUACCUGGAGAUCACCAAACACCACUCUUUGUCACUGGCGGUCUCGCCGCUUUGCAGCUGGGCCCUUCUGGCUACAACCUUGCCGGUGCGCGCGAUUCAGCAGAACGGAUAGCAACGAGUGAAAAAUUUGCAAGUGAGCUGUUCGCGCAUGUACAAGCUGGUGUUGAUGAUGCUGCUGAUGUUAGCCACACUUUGAUGCAGAAUCUAGCUCUGAAUAAUGGCAACUACUACGAUAUUCUGUCCAAAGAGGUAAACUAA
Messenger RNA from Wallemia ichthyophaga EXF-994, 1731 nucleotides. RefSeq lists its product as uncharacterized. NCBI's taxonomy places the organism in Eukaryota, Fungi, Basidiomycota, Wallemiomycetes, Wallemiales, Wallemiaceae. The record is from RefSeq and is a predicted model, not a curated record. The transcript has 2 exons. The coding region runs from base 1 to 1731 and encodes 576 amino acids.